GUGUGUGUGUGUGCGCGCGUUUUGACGGAUCUUGGAGGUUAGGUCGAAGCAGACGACGUCGAUGAUUCACGCGUUUACAUAACGUACACACUUGUGUACGCUCCGCACGUGUUCUCGCAACCGGUUAGCACCGGUUUCGCGUGUCUUUUUCUUCCUUUUUUUUUUUAAUAAUUAUGAUUUGUCAAUAUUUCGCGGGAGGCCCGUGAGACACCGAAGUGUGUACUCCAUGCGAAGUGAAAACACCGUCGAGACGCACACCAGUUGUCAUAUCAUGCUCGCAAAUAUUUCCCCGGGUCGGGAAACCUGCUCUCAGUGGGUUAACGCGAGAUAACCAUCUAAUUAGAGACAUUUUUCCUCGUUAUCAGCUCGAUGACGUUGCCAAGUAACUUCAUAGCUGCUUUUAAAAUUUCAACGCCCUCGAUCGGGUCGCUGGAUCGAACGGUGACGGAGAGGCGUUUCGUCGCGCAGAGAUGUUUCACGAGCCGGAGGAGUCGGCGAUCCUCUCGAAGAGCGAUGUCCUGCUCACAUCGUUCGUCUCAGGUGCUCUUGCAGGAAUCCUUUGUGACGUGACACUCUUCCCGCUGGACACCCUCAAGACACGGUUGCAGAGCCAGCAUGGGUUUUUCCAAUCCGGAGGCUUUAAACAGUUGUACAAAGGCGUUGGACCUGUCAUCCUGGGUUCUGCACCAUCAGCUGCUAUAUUUUUCAUUACUUAUGAAGGAAUAAAACAAUAUUCGCAACCACACAUACCAGAUCAGUAUCACUCCAUUAUACAUAUGAUCGCAGCAUCAUCCUCCGAAGUUACAGCUUGUUUAGUACGGGUGCCAGUGGAAGUAGUUAAACAAAGAAAACAGGCACUGCUGGCGGACACGCAUCGAUUAGCAUUAAGAACGCUAUAUCGCGGUUACGGGAGCACUGUUCUUCGUGAUAUGCCAUUUGGCUUGAUUCAAAUGCCAUUGUGGGAAUACUUCAAGCUUUGCUGGACCCGGCAGAUACAUCGGGAAUGCUCGCCUUUGGAGGGUGCCACUUGCGGUGCCGCGUCAGUUGCCAUAUCGGCUGCCAUAACAACACCGUUGGACGUCGCGAAAACUAGAAUCAUGUUGUCCAGCACAUCGGCGGAGAAGGAGGAAGUUAAGAUAUCGAUGAUGUUAAAAGAAGUUUACAGAGACAACGGCGCUAAAGGGUUGUUCGCUGGCUUCACCCCAAGAGUAACCGGCUUUACCAUUGGCGGAUUUAUAUUCUUCGGUGUUUACGAGAAAGCCCGGGAACUUUGUAUAUCCUAUUUUACGCAAUAGUCGUUUCGAUAGGUCAUUGAAUUAAAAAAAAAAAAAAUUUUUAUUGUACUAAAAUUCUAAUAAAUUUUUGCGAAUGUGUAUUUGUACACAUUCUUACAGUUGGGAUAUCGCGUAAAUAUAUGUUCUGCUAAGAUUUUACUUCGAAAGGUGAGAAUUCAAGAUAAAAUCGAAAUUUUUAUAUUUAUUACUUAAUAUUUAUAUCUAUUACUUUUCGAUUUCUUCAAGAAUGAUAGAAGUAUUAGAAUUGUACGCAGUAUUAUAGAAAGGUUUUACGUUCCUAUAUAAUAAUAAGUACAAACCUCUGCUUCGAAAUACAAAUUUGAAAGAGAGAUAGAGAGAAAGCACGUUUCUUGUUACUAUUAAUAUUAAUCCUUUCGGUACGGUGGAGCUGGCCGCGGUUACAUAUUCGUGGUACGAGGAAGUUUUCCACAAGAGUGGUUGUACUAUACGGCAGCGUAAGCUCAGUAGGCCAAUAGGCGACGGUAGUACCCAGAGAACGUUUCAUGGCCGCCGCCAAUGGGCGGCAGUAGUACCGAAAGGGUUAAAGCUAAAUAAAGACAAAACACAUGCACAUGCACGCACACACACACACACAUAAUAGAUUCACUCUGUUUUAAUUAUAUACAAAAGACUUCAUACAUAUAUCUUUUUGGAGGUACUAAUUGUUAUUAAUGCUAUUUACAAUCUUACAUAUUCAUAUAUGUUAUGCGGUAAUAAGAUAAUAGAUAUUAAAUUUGUAACUAUCAAAGGAUUUGAAAAAGAUACUGUGGCCCUUAACAAUACACAAAGUUAUAUCUCAUAUUUUGAUCGUAGAGUUUUUUCGGGAAAGCUGUGUGUUCAUUGGAUAUCACAUAUCACGCUUGUCGAGUAAAGGGCCCAAUUUUUAAAUUUGUGCGAUUAGUUUUAGUUUCGUAUACGAAAACAAGGUUCCACUAACGCUGCAAGCGCUUUGGAGCACCGUACGGAUCAUUGCAGCGUCAUUUGAACUUUAUUGGUCGAUCUUUUUCCUUGCAUUCGACUGUGAUUGGUCAAUUUUUAAGACUUAAGAGAAAGAUAAAACUAGUGCCAGCCAAUUCAGCUAAAAAGAACAGACCAAUAGAAUAGUAGUCACACGAUACUGUUGGCGUCUCUCUUCUUUUAGAAGCUCUGUAGAAGGGUCGUGUGCAUGUAGGCAUGUGUCAAGUUUGUAAAGUAAGAUGAGGGCGCUUUUCCAUCGAAGUUCGGCCGUCAUUCCAGUAUUCCAGUUUAUAAGAGGUUAAAAUGGCUGUGAGAAGUGAGGAAUAUGGGUUAAUGAAUGAUGUAAUUUUACCAUACAACGUAAUAAUAUUAAUCUAUGUAUAACUUUCACCACUUUCGACCUACGCAAAAAUUCGAUAACUUCGAGGGGAAUAUAAGUAGAAGAAAAAAUUGAACGACAUAGGGG
This is a messenger RNA of Dinoponera quadriceps, 2718 nucleotides long. RefSeq names its product S-adenosylmethionine mitochondrial carrier protein-like. The record is from RefSeq and is a predicted model, not a curated record. The transcript is spliced from 8 exons. NCBI's taxonomy places the organism in Eukaryota, Metazoa, Arthropoda, Insecta, Hymenoptera, Formicidae. Gene Ontology annotation, molecular function: S-adenosyl-L-methionine transmembrane transporter activity. Gene Ontology annotation, cellular component: mitochondrial inner membrane. Bases 471 to 1295 code for a protein of 274 amino acids.